CGGCCUUUGACAGCUGCUGGUUGCCCUGAUUGGCGAGCUGGGCUGAAUGGCCACGGAGCGGCUGUACGGAGUCGCCGCUUAGAGUGGGCGCGGCGCCCCCCGAGCCUCGGAUGCGGAGGGGCUGACAAUGAGCCAGAGUGAUACCGGGGGAGAGGGAGCCCGCAUCGCCCCUCUCUGCGCCUCCUUCAAUCAGGACUGCACAUCUCUGGCAGUUGGUACUAACUCUGGUUAUAAACUUUUUUCAUUGACUUCGGUGGACAGGUUGGAGGAAAUCUACAAAUGCACAGACACGCCCGAUGUGUAUAUUGUGGAACGGCUGUUUUCCAGCAGCCUGGUGGUCAUUGUCAGCCUCUCCACACCACAGAGGAUGAAUGUUUAUCAUUUCAAGAAAGGGACUGAGAUCUGCAACUACAGCUAUUCAAAUACCAUCCUUACUGUCAGGCUGAACAGACAGAGGCUGGUAGUUUGUUUGGAGGAGUCCAUCCAUAUUCAUAACAUCAAGGAUUUGAAAUUACUGAAAACUAUUCAGGAUAUACCACCAAAUCGCACAGGACUUUGUGCACUUUCCAUCAAUCAUUCUAACUCCUACCUGGCAUAUCCUGGGAAUGCCACAAUAGGGGAGAUAGUGAUUUACGAUGCAAAUAACUUGCACAGCAUUUCUGUAAUUCCUGCACAUGAUGGUCCACUUGCUGCACUGACCUUCAACUACACAGGUUCAAAACUGGCAAGUGCCUCGGAAAAGGGGACUGUUAUUCGUGUCUUUUCCACUCCUGAGGGAGAGAAACUGUACGAAUUCAGGAGAGGAAUGAAAAGGUAUGUAAAUAUUGGCUCACUGGCUUUCAGCGGAGACUCCCAGUUCCUGUCAGCAUCAAGUAAUACAGAAACUAUUCACAUCUUCAAACUUGAACAGCCCAGCCAGAGCAGGCCCCAGGAGGAAUCUCCUACGUGGAGUGGAUACAUGGGAAAGAUGUUUAUGGCAGCCACUAACUACCUCCCUACCCAGGUAUCAGGCAUAAUAAACCAGGACCGAGCAUUUGCCACAGUACGUCUCAACUUCUCUGGGCAACGAAGCAUCUGUACGCUUACUGUGAUACAGAAAUUACCUCGACUUCUUGUUGCUGCCUCAGAUGGAUACCUCUACAUUUACAAUUUGGACCCUCAUGAUGGUGGAGAGUGUGUUCUGAUAAAGAAACACAGGAUAUUCCGAGGAUGGGGGGACUCUGCAUGGAGAGAUCAUUCCUGAACACGAGUUUGCUGCUGGACCAUUGCACCUGGAUGAUGACACUGAAUUCCCUCCUGUGAGCAUACAGAAUAACUAAAGCCCGAGCCAACACUUUGUCACUCAAGGUCAAGUGUUAAUCUGAAAAAUAAGAAGAAUGUAUCUCAGUAGCAAACAUACGUUCAUUCAACAGUGAAGCUGGCCCCUACCAUUUUGAUUAACACUUUAAGGAAUGCAUGGCAUCAAAAAGUGACACAAGUUUAUAACUGUCCUUUGUUUAGUUUGUUCAUAUAUAUUCCUCUUUUGCAUUUUGUGGCAUGUAGCAUGAUCAGUGGAGAGUUUGGAAUAAACAAAUAAAAAAUAUUUUCCCAUAAACUGAGCAUGUACCUCAGCAGCCAGAGAACUGAAAGCCCAGAGUACUGAGAUGUGCCCUCAGCCUAUAGGUUUCCCGUACGUCUGCAACUUUGCAAGACAUGCACAGGAUAUUGCUGUUGUUAGAAUAGAAGUACCAAAUUUUGCGAUAUUGUUAUGUAGACCGACAUCUUGGAAAUCUUACGAUUGUGCUUAAUUUUGCAACAUUCACUGCAGGUGUAGAGUGAUCAGCCACAUCCACUUAAGUGUGCCUACGUCUGUACCCUCAGCCCAGUCAGGUUCUUGCACAUUUUGAAAGGAAAUGUAGAAAUGAUCAUUUUGAGCCUUAAGUGUUAACAGAAAAAAAAAUCAAAUCAUCUAGUGGUUUGAACAGUUUAUUUUUGCUUGUGUUCAGCAAUUUUCACAGUAUAAUUGACAUCUUAUACUUAGUGUGUUGAUUGCCACUGCAAAUAUUAAUUUUUGUACUUUCAGUAAUUGAUAGGAUAUAUUUCUGCAUAAAUAAUACAGUUUAGUAAAUGAUUACCAUCAAAUUAAAAGUGAAGGACUGAACCCCAGUGCUGAUUUUUGAUCUUUUAAAAUUGAAACUUCCAUAAUCUUAACUCCACCAUUGGAUGGGAAGCAAAUUUAAAAGAUCAGAAAAUAUUUCUGUGAACGACAUGGAACAUUUUUAUUUGUGAACAGAUUUGAGGAUUUGUUUUAGCAUCCUAAAGGUAUCUUUUUUCCAGAAUCCAUUUAGUUUUAAAACACCAUUAUUAACCAGUCUUAUUCAAAGUAUUUCUGAGGUUUGCUAUUGCCAAGCAACAUUACAUUUUUUCUUACAUUCUCACAGUAAUCACUUUGAUGGAAAUGUGGCCUGGUAGCCUGGGUGAGUUACAAAAAAAUGUGAAGUGUCAAUAUUCCAACCGUAUAAAUUGAAAAAGCAAACCAAGCCGCGGCAAUUUAAUCUAUUGAUGUAAGCUUAAAAAUUUAAUAUAGAAAUAAUUGCUAAUACUUUUUGCCCAGAUAUACAUUUUUUUUAAAAAUUAGAUUGAAAUUUUUUUCCUCAUUUAAGGGUAGGACCUCAAGUUUUCUUUGAAGAGUUUUGCUAUAAGUACACUGAUUUUGCAACAUUUAUGCUUUACAUAACAUUGACAUCAUUUUGACAUUACUUUCAAAAAUAAAAAGUGAAUGCUUGCAUGUGA
Molecule: messenger RNA, 2772 nt
Organism: Rhincodon typus (whale shark)
Lineage: Eukaryota; Metazoa; Chordata; Chondrichthyes; Orectolobiformes; Rhincodontidae
Gene: wipi1
Product: WD repeat domain, phosphoinositide interacting 1
Exons: 11
Coding region: 128-1243 (371 amino acids)
Biological process (GO): protein localization to phagophore assembly site; autophagy of mitochondrion; nucleophagy
Cellular component (GO): extrinsic component of membrane; cytosol; phagophore assembly site membrane
Molecular function (GO): phosphatidylinositol-3,5-bisphosphate binding; phosphatidylinositol-3-phosphate binding; protein binding
Source: RefSeq, a predicted model, not a curated record